CAAUUUAAUUGUGGUGUACAGACUAGAGGUAAUUUUCUCAUGAUCUUAAUUGUGAAUGAUGAUUCAACAUAUAUAUGAUCAUGAUGAUGUAUAGAAUGACAUGAAUGUGAAAAUGUGUCCCUUCUAUUGGUGUAUUUUUCUCUCUUUUACACUUUUCUCGAGUACCUUUGGGGACGAUCCGUUUGCUGUGAAUACUGCAGAUUUCACUGACACUACGAAGCAGGUUUUUGCAGGUGGUUCUGCGGACGGAAUCGUCGCAGCGUACGGUGACUUUGACUCGGAUAAACGCACUGACGUUUUUGUUCUUCGAGAAAAUGGCCAUGUCAUGGACAUCUACUUCCAACAGAUGGACGAGUCUGUUACCUUGUCAAAGAAAAUACACAAUGUGUCCAUUCGAAUCAAUGACACCAUAACAAGCGUUGUCCCUGCUGACUUUGAUGGGGAUUCCCAGAUGGAUGUGCUGAUCACUACAAAACCUAAUGGCUAUGUUUUUAAUGAAGGAGUGCCCACCUCUGCAUUUGUUUAUUGGGGACAAAAUGCAAAAUACAAAUUGGGGCCAAUUACAACAGUAAGCAAUGAUUUACAAGGUCAGCCGUUACUAAUGGACUAUAAUGCUGACAUGAUUCCAGAUUUGUUUGGUGUAAAUACAAGUGGAGUCAGACAGUUUUGGACUUGCAAUGACACAAACAAAGAUCAGUUCAUCAGUGUACUACUUAAAGGUGAAGACGCUCCGCUUAGUAUCCCCAACUCCAACUCAUUCUUGGAUGUAACCAGUGACUAUGCUACUGACCUCAUCGUGACUUCCCUCUCUGAAGAGCAUAAGAACCAGUUUGAGAGAUGGGAGUUACGGGAUUCAGAUGACUGGAAGAAGACAGGGGGUUACGGUCUACCACCAGAGAAGAAAAUCACCCACGUUGGACAAUCUUCAUUUGCUGAUAUGAAUGCAGAUGGCAAGAUUGAUCACAUUUUACCUGUGUGCUUGGAUGAUAAAUGUCAACAAAGUCGAAUUUAUUUGUAUGACGGAGCAACCAAGAUGUGGCGUCUGUAUUUAGAUUUGGCAAACAUUGCGGAAGGAAAGACAUGGGGAUUUGUCCCUCCUUUGGAAAAGUCUAGAUGGGCUUACUUACCCAUCACUGUACGAGUUGGGGACACCAACAUGGAUUCCUAUCCAGACAUUGUCUGCAUUCUACGCUUAAAGAGCAAUGGCACGAGAAGAGUUGUCAUCCUUGAAAAUAAAGACGGGACAAGUUUGUCGGCAGUGUGGGACAGCAAAGCCCUCAAUAACAUUCAGAUGCCCAUCCUGGCUACAUUCAUGGAUUUAACACACACAGGGAUAUUGGACAUUCUUGUCGUCAGCCAGAUCAACUUGGAUGAAACACCUCAUAUACAUGUGAUUAAGAACAACUUUGCUGUUGAUGCCUACUUCUUCAAAACCCACAUUUUGAGUGGUCUAUGCUAUAAUGACUGCAAUGGCCUUUCAACAAAGCCGUAUGGUGUGAAUCAGCCUGGUCCAUUUGUUCAUUACAUAACGACCAGCUCAACUGGUACCCAGCAACUUGGCGCUGCUGCACAGUUGUAUCAGUCAGCCCACUUCUCCUUACAGCUGCCGUACGUGGUUCUGGGUCUUGGCCAAAACCCAAAUUACGUUGACUACCUGACAGUCAGUGUUCCAGCUCCUACAACAAGACGAGAAGAGAACCCCAGGCAACAUACAUUUACAUCCGUUAUUCCCAACUCGGAAGUUAUUGUCAUACCACAACCUUUGGACACACCAGAAGAGUGGAAAAGCGUGUUGAUUAUUACGCCAGGUAGAUCGGUGUUAGUGACGGGUGGCGUGUUGGUGGGAACCUGUAUUUUCAUGGCACUUAUUGUCGGUAUUUUGCAACUCCUGGAAAAGAGAGAAGACGACAGAGAGAAGAGACAGGAGUCUCAUCGAUUCCAUUUUGAUGCCAUGUGAUCAAUCACCUGAUUUCAUCUAUAUUCCUUGCUCUAUACCCAGUCUGUCAACAAUUGGAGGUUCGGGAUAGUCAACUGUCUACCCCCAAUCGACGAUGUUAAUUUAAAAGCUACGUGCGCGGCCGUGUGGUGUGACUGGCCUUGUUACAUAAGAGCCAGCAAUAGUUCAACUUACUCUGGAUUACUUCUACAAAUAUCAUUGUGGAAAAAACAUUCCACAUACUUAAAUGUUCCAUGAACAAUUUUUUUGGCUACGUCACAACAUCAGUUUUGCCAACUUGUGUCGGAAAAAACUAUAUCAAUGUACUAUGCAGACCAAUAACUAAAACUAAAAAAAUCCACAGACACUGUAACCAAAACAAACCGAACUUACAAUUAAAAUGACGACGUCAAUGUAUCAUUUGAGCGAGGUUAAUAUUAGAAAGCAUGCUUGAAAUAUUCAUAAAGAGUGAUUUCUUUCCAUGGUGCGCUCGUUCCUGGUCAAGAAAAACACAAUGUUUGUUAUGAAAUGGUGGCGAUAGUCGUUUAUGUUGCCGAUUGUUAAACCGCCCAAUGAUCGUCGACGCCGAAGAGUUUUUGUUGCUGACGGAUGUUAUACAGAUGUGUACAUUUUUGUUCAAAAUUUAGCUGAAACUACUCUUAUAUCACUUUAUAAAAUUUCCUUUAUUUCGAAUGCUACACACUAUGCAGUAUACGUGGCAGUUUUCUACAACGUUUUGACAACUGCGUCUUUCCUUGGCUGCAUGUGUAAUUACAUUAUUCAUGAAAUGUAAUAAGAUGUAAAAACUCUAAUCCUCUUUCUCUUCUGUCGUGCUUUUGUUCAAUUAAUAAGGUGUAUUGUACAUGUAUAUUGAUGCUAAUUAUUUAUUCAGAAUUGUCUUAAGUAUAUUUACAUGUAGUUUGUUUCUUACAAAUACAGCGGCACCAUAAAGUGACAGUGUAUCGUAUAAUAUUGUAAUUUAUUUAUUCUUCCAAAAUCAUAUUUGUUUCAUGAUCGGCGUCAACUCUAGUGCUGAAAGCAAAUUCUUGUUGUGUCUGAAAGUAUGAUUAAAAUUUGUGUUAGCCUAGGCAUUUGGCUUUUCUGCUAAAUCAGUUCCGAUAUCUCUCUAAGUGAGUCAAGAAUGAAGCACGGAGAACCCUUGUGGCUUUCGCUUUAAUCGCCAGUAGUGAUUUCAAGAAGUAUAUACAGUACAUUGAAUGGGGCGUGCAUGCUGUAAUUAUCUGCACUACACACGCUCUCGAUCUCGCACUUUUUGCUUUAAAGAUGACAAAAACCAGCUAUUUAUCUAUUGUCGAAUUAAUUAUGAAUAAGACAGGCAGAUUAGUACUCGCCCGUGUCGCUUUGUGGUGUUGGUGGAAAACGGAAGUAGGUGCAAGAUUAUGUCGCAACUGAAUUUGAGGCAAUUAUAGAGAUGGUUAGUAUUUUGUUUAAGAGUGGUAAAGUCGAAUUAGUUGAAAUUCGAAGAGUUUAAUUUUGCUGGUUGUUUUUAGUUCAGUAAAACGUAGGAUUGCCGUUAUGGUGCAACUGUGGUCUGCGUCAGCGCUGUGAAAUUCAGAGCAAGACCCAAAAUCUUUUGGCUAAAAAACUGACGGGUCGACUCGUCAUACCACGUGGCGCUACACUGCGCAUCCUCUUGUUUAGCGUCAAGCUGACGGAUCUUGUCUUGUUAAUACAACAAAGUCUCUUGUAACAAUUGUCUCUCUUCGUGGAGGAUUUACUUUUAUUGCAGGAAAGUGUGUUACAUCAGUCUGAAACUAAACCAACUUUUUUAGAGAAAAAGAAAGCGUAGGCGAACACACUGAGGAGACCAGAACGUGUAGUUCCAAGAUUGAAGCCAUUCGUGUAUUGAUUAACUUCUCUAUGUAAAUUGUGUACAUUCAUUUGGGGGAAUGAGGUUUAAAUAAAAAGCUUUAAAGGUUUUCGUGGUUUUGUGA
This is a messenger RNA of Acanthaster planci (crown-of-thorns starfish), 3891 nucleotides long. RefSeq names its product integrin alpha FG-GAP repeat containing 1 (gene itfg1). The record is from RefSeq and is a predicted model, not a curated record. Gene Ontology annotation, cellular component: plasma membrane. Lineage: Eukaryota; Metazoa; Echinodermata; Asteroidea; Valvatida; Acanthasteridae.